AUGGAUGAUGAGAACUCCUUGAUGGCAGCGAUGCUGCAAGCAGCUGGCUCUGAGAAGAGGCGCAUCAACUGCCUCGGCGUGCGCGGUUCCCAUGCUGCAGAGUCGCACGAAGAAGCACAACCCCUGUUCCUGGGAAUCUCCGCAGCUCUUUGCGAAUGUUACGGUCUGCAGCCGUGGGAUUCUGUGGAACUGUCGUUCAUCGAUUUUGGAACCGCGCCAGAUAUGCAACUCGAGCCGUCUCAAACAGAAGGUAGCGCUGUUGCCCCGGUGCAGAGUGUAUCGACACAAGCCCUGCCUCCACGGCAACUCACAAGCCUGAUGCCUGCCCAAGUAGAAUUGCGUUGUGUGACAGCUGCAGACUGGGAUCUCGUAGAGCUCCAAGCACAACAGAUUGAGGAAAGACUUCUCCUUCAAACGGCUGUUCUCAUGCCCGGAAUUCCCUUCCCAGUCUGGUUUCAUAACGGACAGCAACCUGCCCGACUAUGCGUUGUACGGGAAGGCUUUGCAGCGCCGACUGGUUGGAGCCAGCCCAGAGAGCGUACAGACCACAGAGGCCAGGCCGGUGCUGGCAACGCAAAGACUGGCAGCACUGCCUUGCAGAGCGGCGUCAACAGCCAUGGAUACAUGCAUAUCUCUGUGGAGAAGGACUUCACCAUCGCUCUCUUCAUAGUGGAGUUUCCAUAG
Molecule: messenger RNA, 684 nt
Organism: Besnoitia besnoiti
Lineage: Eukaryota; Apicomplexa; Conoidasida; Eucoccidiorida; Sarcocystidae
Exons: 2
Coding region: 1-684 (227 amino acids)
Biological process (GO): peroxisome organization
Cellular component (GO): peroxisome
Molecular function (GO): ATP binding
Source: RefSeq, a predicted model, not a curated record